This is a messenger RNA of Leptidea sinapis, 1245 nucleotides long. RefSeq names its product transmembrane protein 70 homolog, mitochondrial. The record is from RefSeq and is a predicted model, not a curated record. Gene Ontology annotation, cellular component: mitochondrial membrane. Gene Ontology annotation, biological process: mitochondrial proton-transporting ATP synthase complex assembly. The transcript has 2 exons. The coding region runs from base 112 to 750 and encodes 212 amino acids. Lineage: Eukaryota; Metazoa; Arthropoda; Insecta; Lepidoptera; Pieridae.
ACUGAAGUCUGAAUGUAGUGUUUAAAUUCUCAUUGGUGGAAACCAUUAACCAGAAUACAUUGUGAAUUUAUUUAUAAUUUAUAUUUUAAUGUAAGAUAAUUAGAAAAUAUAAUGUUACGAGUCUUACAUAAAACCAUCAAUAUUAAACAAAGGUGUUUCUCACAAACUCUCUUCAAUCAUUUAGAAACAUCACAAUAUGUAAAGCUUAACCAAAUAUCAUUAUCAAGAAAUUUUUCCACAAAACUAAACGAAGACAAUCAAUUGGAACGCAUUUAUUAUGGGCCCUUAACUCCUCAGAUUAAAGGAGUGAAGUUUUUCUCUUUAGGGUCUAGUAUAGCAGGUCUUAUAGCACAACCAAUUUUAAUAAAAGAAGCUUCAACUAUUGGCAGCACAUCACUAUUAAUUGCAAUAUGUUCAGUAGUAGGUUUCUUUACCUUCGUUACGCCAAUAUUAUUACAUAUUAUAACUAAGAAAUAUGUAACUGAAGUUCAUUAUGAUGCUGCUACAUCAACUUAUACAGCAACUACAUUUAAUUUCUUUCUAGUUCGUAAAAAGAUAAGCUUUAAACCAGAUGAUGUAGAAGUACCAGAUAUUCCAGGAAUGUUUACUACAAUGUUUGCAAAGGGUAAACCACUGUUUAUUGAAGCAAGGCAUUUUGAUGAUCCUUUGCACUAUGCAAAAAUAAUGGGCUAUGAUAAGCCUAUUGACUUUAAACUAGGUGAAACAGAUAAUGAAGAUAUUAAGAAAUAACCAUUUCAUAUAAUUAUAUAGAUAUUAGAAUAAUCAUAUUUAUUUAUUAUUAUAUUGUUUAAAAUACUAUGUGUUAAUUUAAAAACUCCAUUUAAUUUUUUUUUAUGGAAUAGGACAAACAACCAUAUGGGUCACCUGGUGUUAAGUGAUCACCGCCACCCACAUUAUCUUGCAACACCAGAGGAAUCACAAGAGUGUUGCCGGCCUUUAAGGAAGGUGUACACGCUUUUUUUUAAGGUACCCAUGUCGUAUUGUCCCGGAAACACCGUACAAGGAAGCUCAUUCCACAGCUUCGUAGUACGACGAAGAAAGCUCCUUGAAAACCGCACUGUGGAGGACCGCCACACAUCCAGGUGGUGGGGAUGAUAUCCUAACUUGUGGCGUGUCGUGCGAAGGUGGAAUUUUAUCACAUUCAACAGCUCUUUGAAAAAUGACUGAUAAUUGCGAGUUAGUGAUAAGUUAUAGAUUAAAAUAAAUAAACACAAUAAGUAAUUA